GUUUCAAACUGACACCAACUGGGCCAACGCUCACCAUAAAGAACAACGUGUUUCAGGAAGAAGUUGGCGCCUGAAGCCUCGUAUUCGUUUAGCUAGCACACUAGCCGAAACUAUGAAAGAUAUUCCGUUAUAUUAAAUUUUCUUCCCAGCGUUGUAAAAGCGUUUCAAAAUGAACGACAUGGAAUUCAGCGUCCCCCUGUCCUCUUUGGCUCUCCUGGUCCCUCCACUCCGACUGAUGUCUGCAGUGAUGUGGGAAGUGGUGCGCCAGAGGAACAUAAAGCACUAUGGGAAACUGGAGGAGUUUGUGUCCAUGGUAACAGAUGCAGUUCCUGAACUGAUGAGUAAAAGAGAAGGGCGACUGCUCUCUCUGGGCCUGAGGGCAAGGACAACUCUGGAGCUGUUGCGUUCUGAACACCCUGAAGAUCUCAAGGCUGUAGAGUCCCACCUGAACCGAAUCCGAUCUUCUUGCAUCGAGGAGACAAAUGAUCCAGUAAUUGAAGCACCGGAGGCAAACUUUAUGAAGCUGGUUCAAGGCCUCAUUGAAGACACCGAUGGCAGAGAACACUUUCUCAAGAAUGUGUUCCCUGUAGAGUAUGGCCCUGACUUUGACACAGCACUUGAGACUCUAGUUUGUGAAUUCUUCACAAGACUAGAGGAGCUGCUGCCAAUUCCAGACUUUAAACAGACUGCAUCCUGGAUCAGUGCUGCCCCCUCUGUCCUAGAGGAGUACAUGCAGUGUGUCUCGAACGGAGAUGACCUCAAAUUCCUUCUCCAGAGCAAACAGUGCCAUGGGAAAUUGGCAAAGAGCAGCAUUGCCCCGUUUCAGUCGGACGAUCUUCUGAUUCCCUCUCUGUCUCUCCCUCCUUCUCUGGAAGUGGCCAUCGCUUCUCACCCAAGUGCUUGUGAUGAUGACAACAACGACGUCCCUCAAAUUGUCAUGUUCGAUGAAGAACUGUCCACGAACCCCUCCACUUCAACAGACUUCCCUGAAUCGCCCAAAAGGACUGACAUCAACUCAUCUCCUCGCAGGAGGCUGCAGUCAGGAAUCCAUAAAUGCCCUGAGUGUGAUAAAUGUUUUAAGCAUCACUCUGUCCUCAUUGAGCACCAGAGAGUCCACAGCGGACUGCAGCCCUACAACUGCUCUGAGUGUGGGAGGGCUUUCAGAACAGCCACUCUGCUGGCAGGUCACAGGCUGCGGAAAUGCAAAAAUGCUGCAUAUCUGUGUAUUAAAUGUGGAAACAGUUUUCCAACCUCAUUGGACAAGUUCAGACACCACUGCCCAAAACGAGGGCGCAACUAUGACUGUGGACACUGCGGAAAGAGGUUUCCAAAGUCCAGCAGCCUGAAAGAACACCUGUUAACUCAUGUUCAAAGCCGCCUUUUCAAAUGCAGCCACUGCGGAGUCGGUUUCUCAGGAAUUGGUGACCUGAAAUAUCAUCAACAAGUCGAUCAUGAUAAACCUUAUCAGUGUAAGCAAUGUGGAAAGAGCUUCAUCUCCUCAAAGAGUCUGACCAAACAUCAGCAGCGGCAUGAGGAGGUUGGUGAAAUGGAAGCCGCAAAAUUAAUGAUUGGAGGUAAACAUAGAAAAAGUGGUUCAGCUCAUCGGACUUCCUCUUUAUCUCUGCCGUCCAGGAAAACGGGUAUCAAAGGUGUUUAUCCGCGAGGACGAGUCACCCACAACUGUCCGCUGUGUGGAAGGAGCUUCAAGUAUCGCUUCGAGUUCCUCGAACACCAGCGAUUCCACACAGCAGUGAAGCCUUACAAAUGCUCUCAGUGUGGUAAAGCCUUCCGCACUGAGGCUCACUUGUCAGGACACAGGAAGAGAAAGUGUAAAAACGCCGCCCACAUCUGCACCAAGUGUGGCUGUCAGUUCAGAUCUCUGCACGAACGCGUCCGACACCAGUGUGUGCAGCUGCUGACAAAAUACGAGUGUUCUCAUUGCGGAAAGACCUUCAAGAUGGCUCAUCUGCUGAGGAACCACCAGCUGAGCGAACAUCAGCUUCCCUACAGCCCUAACCAUCGCUUCAGGUGCAGAUACUGUGACGAGACCUUCCCCGGCAUCAGUGAGCUAAAGUACCAUCAAAGGGUCGACCACGAGAAACCCUACCAGUGUCAGGAAUGUGGCAAGUGUUUUCUGUCUGAAAAAUGUCUGGCCAACCACGAGCUGCGGCACAAUGAUGACAGACCAGAGAGCUGCAUGGUCUGCGGCCGCGGCUUCAGAAACCGAUACGAUUUGAAGCAGCACAUGCGCACUCACACGGGAGAGCGACCUUACCAGUGCACCCACUGCUCCCAGUGCUUCUCCACAGCAGGAGGACUCAGGAGUCACACCAGGGUUCACACAGGAGAGAAGCCACAUGUUUGCCCAGACUGCGGAAAGGCUUUCUCCCAGAUGGGUGCGAUGCGAACCCACAGGCUCACCCAUACAGGAGAACGGCCGUUCAAGUGCACAGUGUGCGGUAAAGGGUUUACAAUGGCACACAAAGUGACAGUUCACAUGCGUGUGCACACAGGAGAGAGGCCAUACGUGUGCUCUCAGUGUGGGAAAGCCUUCUCAGAUGGAAGUGUGUUGAAGCAGCACAUGCUAAACCACUCAGGGGUGAGACCAUACCACUGCCAGAUCUGUCCUAAGACCUACACCUGUCUGAACCACCUGAGGAGACACCUAAAGAGCCACACGAACAUGAACUGAGUCAGGCAUGAAGACAAACUGGAGCAGAAGCUAAUAACAUUUUAGACAUAGACUGAAACACCUUAUUGGCUACUAAAAUUUUAGAGGACCAACUAAACUUAGCAAUACAGAAUAUAGCGUGAAAGUGUAUGGUUACUGUUGAGACUGAGGUGAUGAGAUGAAUUUGCUCUACGUUGUGAAGUAAAUGUAACAAUAACAUCUGUUUGUCAAGGACUAUGACAACCAGCACAAACAAAUGGUUCUUCUCCCUCAUUCCUCACCAAACUUUGAGUGUUUUUUUUCUUGUACAAUUUCUUAUGCAUGAACUCACUGGAUGUUAUGGUGGACAUUGUUUUACAGAGCUCUGUAUGGUUCACAGAGGAGAAUAUUUAUCUAAACUACCUUUGCAGUCUCCUAGUGAGCUUUGCAUUUUUUUUGAAUGUGUCCAUAGAUUUAUAUAGAAAGGCUGAGCUGUAUUAUAAUAAAUCAGAAAGGUGCUUGUUGGGACCUCUGCAGGAGUCAGUGCCACCUAAGCUGGGACUGCUCAAGCACAAGUGUCUUCUGUUGCGGUUGUGACGAUAACCAGGGGAGCACUGCUGCAGUGGCUGAUUAAAACCGACUAGAAGGGAUUACGACUGUAGCCAUGGGUGUACUUGAGUUGUUAAGACACAGGGUGCGACACAGUAGUUUAUAAUUGGGCGAGUAUUAACUAAGUUGUGUGUGUGGUGAGGGUUGUAUUGAAGCUGCAGAAUCGGUAACACAUCUGACAAAAGCACAGCAGGCUCAAAUUCUGUGUGCCUUAACAAGAAUUUAUUGGCUGAUAUUAGACACUUUUUGCCUUGUUAACAUGCCCUUAUGGUGCUUUUUAAAAAGAAUAGAUAUACAGGGUUAUUCAAAAAGAAUGUACUGGUUUCAUUGUGCAAUAUUUUAAUAAGGAAAAGCAAUAGAAAACUCCAGGCAAGUCACAAGUAUUCGACUCACAAUCAACUUUAAUUUCCUGUCUUAUAAGUGUUCAAUGUGGCCACUACCUGCAGCGCGGGCAGCAUAAGUGUGAUAAGAGAAUUCGUGAGUAGAAUACUUGUGACUUGGUUGGAGUUUUCUGUUGCUUUUCCUGAUUAAAAUAUUGUGUAAUGAAAACGGUUCAUUCUUUUUGAAUACCCCUGUAUAUUCUGGGACCACAUUGUGGGCAGUCAGUGCCACGGCUGAGCAUUUCCUUAUUGAACCUGCAGAUGAAAGUCUCAAAGACACAGAUUCAGACAUCAGGACUUGCAUAUGUAACACACUGAAAGAACCAAUCCUGUUGGCUUGUAGAGCAGAACUUUUAGUAUUGGAUUCCAGCAUGUGCGGUGGAAUUACAUUAAUAUUACAUGUUGCCAUUCUGUUCUGUAGAGAGUGAGACAUGGACUUCAUAGAUCCAUGUCUUCUAGGUCAUUUUAAGGCAGUUAGAAGCUAUUUUAAUGGGGGAAAAAAAUCUGAAAAUGUAACUUUAACACAGUUUUUUUGACAUUUAUUUACAGACAAGAGGGGCUAGUUAGACUGUAGUUGUCGUCCAAACAGUAGCCAUAUCCAGCAGUAACUGUUCUUACUGUCAGCCUCUGGAUACUAUCACAGCUCAGCCUUUUGGUAAUAAACAAUAAAUGCAUCAUGUGAACUGUCACAUCUUCCCUCUUUUCUGUAGCAUCUGGAAAUCUUAUCCCUAAACUGGUAGCGUAAUCUAACUAGUCUGGACCAGAGCUCUAACUCGUCAUGGAGACUGAGUGAAUGCAAAUGUAGUCAAGAAGUUUUUCCUCUGUGACUCAUAGCGACCUCUGUAUUAUUUAAAAGACAUACUGUAUGUUCAGAAACUGUAAUAUUGGUGAAAAUAUAUUUUUUUGGAAAGUAACAGAAGUGAAGUCUCUGUAAAUAAGCUGGAUGACGAAUAUUGUGAGAAGUUAAAAAGCUUGAUGGCAUUUAUUUCAACAUGAUACUUACUUUAUUCCUUUAGACCUUUUCUAUCCUCACUGUGGUUUGCGAGAUUUGUGAGUUUCAAAUUAAAUCACCUUGGUUACUCUUCA
Messenger RNA from Acanthochromis polyacanthus (spiny chromis), 4725 nucleotides. Its product is annotated as zinc finger protein 665-like. The coding region runs from base 170 to 2692 and encodes 840 amino acids. The transcript is spliced from 7 exons. Gene Ontology annotation, cellular component: nucleus. NCBI's taxonomy places the organism in Eukaryota, Metazoa, Chordata, Actinopteri, Pomacentridae. The record is from RefSeq and is a predicted model, not a curated record. Gene Ontology annotation, biological process: regulation of transcription by RNA polymerase II. Gene Ontology annotation, molecular function: DNA-binding transcription activator activity, RNA polymerase II-specific; RNA polymerase II cis-regulatory region sequence-specific DNA binding.